AUGCUGCAGGCCAUCGUCAAGCUGUGCUGUGGCAUUGCCCAUGACCACCUCCGCAAGUUGCCCGGCCUGAAGACAGCAGCCACUGCGGUGAUGCAGGAGUUGGGAGGCUCACACUGCCUGCCUUCUGAAAUUCCUCCUUGUAUCCAGAGGCUCAUGGGGAAGGAUGCUGCCAGGUGCACUGAGCCUGAAGCAGACGUGCAGCCCUCCAGCAUGGACCUGUCCUACAUCCACCAGGGAGAAAGGGCCCUGCAGCAAGCAUUGAGCAUCCUGCAGCACCCACACUGCUGGCAGCCGGAGGCCGUGCCGAACGCAGGGGCUGCAGUGUCCAGCACCGCGCUGCCAGGGCUGGGCCGCGUCUUUCGGGCCGAGGCGGUGCUGGCGGUGCCGGUGGGCCGGCUGCAGGGUGAGCUGUUUGAGCGGCUGGAGGAGAUGCCACGCUGGAACCCCAGCCUCAGCCGCGUGGAGGUGCUCCGCCGCCCAGGCAAGGACACGCUGGUGACGCAUGAGGUGACAGCUGCCAGCCCAGUGGGAUGCAGGGACUUCAUCAGCACGCGGCACUGCAGCAGGACACGGGCGGCCAUCUACCUGGUGGGCACCGCUGCCCACCUCGAGCGGCCACCCGCACCGCAGGGCUGCGUCAGGGCCGAGACGCGGCUGAGCUGUAUCGUGCUGCAACCACUGCCAGGCGACCCGAGCUGCACACACGUCACGUGGCUGCUCAGCAUGGACCUGAAGGGCUGGAUCCCCACCUCAGUCACCAACCGCGUCCUGCCGCAGUGCCAGGUCGAGUUCAUCAGGCACCUCCGCCAGCACCUCUCUGCCACCGCCUGUCCCUGA
Molecule: messenger RNA, 837 nt
Organism: Gallus gallus (chicken)
Lineage: Eukaryota; Metazoa; Chordata; Aves; Galliformes; Phasianidae
Product: steroidogenic acute regulatory protein, mitochondrial-like
Exons: 7
Coding region: 1-837 (278 amino acids)
Biological process (GO): regulation of steroid biosynthetic process; intracellular cholesterol transport; steroid biosynthetic process
Cellular component (GO): mitochondrion; mitochondrial intermembrane space
Molecular function (GO): cholesterol binding; cholesterol transfer activity
Source: RefSeq, a predicted model, not a curated record